Molecule: messenger RNA, 1245 nt
Organism: Hydatigera taeniaeformis
Lineage: Eukaryota; Metazoa; Platyhelminthes; Cestoda; Cyclophyllidea; Taeniidae
Source: the annotation of a GenBank genome assembly
AUGAGGAAAAAGGGCGUUUCCGUGGUUCGAAUCGUUGGACUGGUUUUGAAGCUGUCCCUCUUGGCACUGGUGGUGAUCGAUUUGGGCCACUUAACCUACGAGUAUCGCCUAAAAGCCUACGUCUUCACCUUCCUCGCUUCGAAAUUCACUGUUCCCAGCGUUGUAGGCAGCCCGUAUGUCUGCGAAAACAAUAGCUGGUGGUUUACGCCCAAUGCGACGGGACAAGAGCCGUGGGAACACAUUUUGAAAGAGGAAGAGGAAUUUCCCUUGGCCUAUACCAUAUUGGCGUUUGAAAGACCUGAUCAAGUUUGGCGGCUUCUGCGCUCAAUCUAUCGUCCACAAAACUACUAUUGCAUCCAUUUUGACAAGAAGAGUCCUGAGCUCUAUAAGAAGUGGUUACGCCGGAAAAUUGCCACAUGCAUUCCACCAGAGGUCUCGCAAAACGUAUUCUUCAUUCCCUCCAUCUCCGUCUACCACUCCUAUAUGUCGGUGCUGGAGGCAGAUCUGGAUUGCAUGCGAGCGCUUUGGAAAUUACCAGGGAAGCAUCCGGAGUCCAACGCGCCACCUUGGAAGUAUCUUAUCAACCUCACUGGUCAGGAGUUCCCUCUGAAGAAUAACCUAGAGUUGGUCCGAAUCCUAAGUGUUCUCAACAAUGCCAACCUCAUCCAACAAGAAAAGUUCUUCUACUUGCGCCGCGCGUGGCGCGAUCCACCUCAUGGGCUGCAAUUAUACAAGGGCGCAGUGCAUGUGGUAUUGACGUGGGAUUUCGUAGACUUCCUCUUUACUGACCAAUGGGUUAAGGAUCUCCUUGACUACCUUCCUGAGGUCGGUAUUCCAGACGAAGCUCUCUUCUCUACUAUCAACCACAAUGCCGUUCUCAAUGCCCCUGGCAACUUCCCCAAAGGAGACGAAGUUUACCGGAGCGGCGGCUACUAUGUGAAUCGAUGGAAACACUUCUUUCCGGCGGAGUGCAGCGGAGUGUGGCGCCAUUCUGUCUGCAUCUUCGAUCUCUAUGGUAUGCAGCCCCUCUUCAAGCCAGAUUCUCCUUACCUCUUUGUAAAUAAGUUCGUCAUGCACAUCAACGCUCCCGUGCUGGAUGUGACGGAGCAGUGGUUCUACGACCGCCAGGAGUGGUACUACCAUCAUGCCGAUCAGAAUUUAACCAACCUCGACUUCUUCCGCAACCUUCCCCAAGUACGAUACCAAAUGUUGAGAGGGAGUCAGAGCAUACCAAGUAUUAACUAA